Molecule: messenger RNA, 1662 nt
Organism: Colletotrichum chrysophilum
Lineage: Eukaryota; Fungi; Ascomycota; Sordariomycetes; Glomerellales; Glomerellaceae
Exons: 4
Coding region: 1-1662 (553 amino acids)
Biological process (GO): carbohydrate transport; transmembrane transport
Cellular component (GO): membrane
Molecular function (GO): carbohydrate:proton symporter activity
Source: RefSeq, a predicted model, not a curated record
AUGACGAAGACAGAGGACCAGAAGCCGGAAAUCGCCCUUGAGCACGCCGACGACGUCGGACUCGAGAAUCAACAUGACAACCCCAAGGACGUGACCCUCGACGCCGCCGCCAAGGGCCAGGGCGUGUCGGGCUACGAGACCUUGACGUUGUGGGAGACUUUCAAGGCCUUCAAAGUGUGCUCCGCUACUUGUUUUGCUGUUGCGUUCAGCGCGGCGACAGAUGGUUAUCAGAUUGGCAUCAACGGCAACAUCAUCGCCAACCCAGGAUUCAUCAACCAGUUCGCAACGGAAACCACCUCGCGCGGUGAACCCAACCUCGCCGCACCCAUCCUCAGCGCGUGGUCUUCCAUAAUGUCCGUCGGCCAAAUCAUCGGCAUGACGACUGUCCCCUUCCUCUCCGACCGCUUCGGCCGCAAGGGCGCCAUGUAUUGGUACUGGUUCAUCCUCUCCAUGAGUAUCCUCUGCGAGUCUGUGGCCCAAACCUGGCCCGUAUGGCUGGUUGCCAAACUGCUCGCGGGCGUCGGCGUAGGCUGCCUCCAGUCCACCGUCCCGACCUACAUCGCCGAGGUCGCCCCAACGAGAAUCCGCGGCGGGCUACUACUAGCCUACAACUUUUGGUUCGCCCUCGGACAGUUCUUCGCGCCUGUCGCGCUGCAGGUCAUGUCGCAGUAUGCCCCCGAGGACUGGAAGACGCCCAUCUACACGCAGUGGAGCCAGAUCGGCCUCAUGAUCAUCAUCUACGUCCUCGUCCCGGAGUCGCCCGCCUGGUGCGUCACCCGCGGUAAGCUCGACGCCGCCCGCAAGUCGCUGCGCUGGCUGUACCGCGGCGUCGAGGACUACGACGUCGAGCAGCAGCUGCAGCUGCUCGUCAUCGCCGUCGACCACGAGAUGGAGGUCGCGCGGUCCCAGGCCAACGUCGAGUGGUACGCCAUCUUCAAGGGCGUCGACGGUAAGCGGACGGUGACGGCGCUGUGGACGCUCAUGACGCAGCAGUUCGUGGGGCUGACGCUGUUCUCGACGUUUGCGAGCUACUUCUUCAAGCAGGCGGGUAUCAAGGAUCCGUUCCAGGCGACGUGCAUCACGUCCGGGAUCAACAUCGUGAGCGGACUGGUGUUUAUACUGAUUGCGGACAAGGUCGGGCGAAGGUGGAUUUCAUGCAGCGGGUCAACGUUGUCGUGGGCUGCGUGUAUGGCCAUUGGGAUUCUCGGGGUUGUGCCGAGACGUGGGCCGACCUUUGUCUUGUUGGUCUUCUUUGCAUGUUUGUGGAAUAUCGGCAUGACUGCGAAUGGAGCCACCGGCUGGGGCUUCAUCGGCGAGAUCUCUUCGCAAAGGCUUCGGCCUUACACGGCUGGGUUUGGAGCUGCCUCUACAUGCGUUGCGGGUGUUGUCAUGAACGUGCUGACCCCGUACAUGGUGGACGGAAACCAGUGGAAUUGGGAGCUGAAGACGGCCUGGUUCUACACCGGCGUAGGACUUCCGUUCGUGGUGGCCAUGUGGUUCCUGAUUCCCGAGACCAAGGGGCGCUCCGCUGCGGAGCUGGACGAAUUAUUCGAGCGCGGCAUCAAGCCUUGGAGAUUCCAUAAGACGCUCACGGCGACGGAGCGUCUCGUCAAUGCAAGUCACGAUCAAGAGGCUGUCACGUCAGAGAAGAGGGAUCAUUGA